Molecule: messenger RNA, 645 nt
Organism: Mycena citricolor
Lineage: Eukaryota; Fungi; Basidiomycota; Agaricomycetes; Agaricales; Mycenaceae
Source: the annotation of a GenBank genome assembly
AUGGGCCGUUCUGCCCUUCAUUUCUCAGCCUCGGAAAAGGCAGCUGCUAGUCGCCAGAGCAGUCUCAAGCAUUCCCAGAAACUCUCUGUAAAGCAGCAGCGUUCUGAGCGUACAACCUCUGUGCAUCGCCGGAAAGGUGCCCGGAAACUCGCAUCCUUGUCCUCUGCACCUCCUCCGUCCUCUGCCAUGCUCGAGGAGGCAGCUCUGCCACUGCCCCAAGAACAUCAUCUGUACCAACAGGCUCUUGCCUCUCCUGACGCUCUCGAUGAGUCCGACCUUCAACGCUGGAAGUCAGCUCCGCCGUUUGUAGCAGACGACAAUGACUCUGAUUGUCUGUCAAUGGAUUAUCUCUCGUACACAUCAUCUCUCUCUGCCGUGCUGCAUGGUGUUCGACUCCGGGAGCAACGUGCACGAGAUCUCAAGCUUCGGCAAGCCUUCAGAACGCGCCAGAGAACAGCAGCAUUGAGCUCUCUCACUGCAGAGGUUGUGCGGCUGCACCUGGAUUGGGAGGCCGCCCAGCUUAUGCUUCAGAAUGAGCACUAUCAUCCUGUUUUGCACCCUCGUGAGCUGUCCAUGCUCAAGCAUCAUUGUCACUGGGUUGCACGUACGAUCGUACAUCUGCAUGGAUUGAAAUUCCUUGAAUAG